Neurospora crassa OR74A is the source of this 2847-nucleotide messenger RNA. RefSeq names its product cation diffusion facilitator 10, variant 1. The coding region runs from base 505 to 2025 and encodes 506 amino acids. Gene Ontology annotation, cellular component: membrane. The transcript has 7 exons. Gene Ontology annotation, molecular function: monoatomic cation transmembrane transporter activity. Lineage: Eukaryota; Fungi; Ascomycota; Sordariomycetes; Sordariales; Sordariaceae. Gene Ontology annotation, biological process: transmembrane transport; monoatomic cation transport. The record is from RefSeq and is a predicted model, not a curated record.
GCUCGGAGCACCAAUCCCUUCUUCGUUCGUCCCAUGCUUCUCAAGAUACCUCGGACUGCUCCGUGCCAUGACGGCAUAAGACCGCCAAUCUGCGGACCUCAUCAAUUGCCGUUAGGCGCCACCACGCCGGCGUUUUAACAUUCGGGCUGUAAACCGUCCGGAAGAGAUGGAGCGAUGGGGAAAACUACAUAAAAAUAUAUAUCAUAGGAACAUGAGUGAAAAGUAAAUUGCGUCAACUGCUCAAGAGCACAAAACAUCUUGGUUCGCCUCCAAACAUCAAAUUUCCAUCCACCUCAUUCUUGAAGGUCCAUCAGCAGCGGGUUUGUCCGCUGUUUACUUCCAGGGGUCUGAAUCCGUUGCUAGUUUCACCUUCUCCUCAACAAGCACCCUUGUUACCCAGCCUUAUCUUCCCUUUCUGAUUGUCUAUCUUUGAUUCAGCGGGUCCUCUUUCCCUCGGCUUUUUCACCCACCAUCCAAAGUCAACAAACACGACGGCAUGAGGAAAUGGCAUCUCCAAAUUACGCACAUUCAUAUCCGGGCGGCCGCAGCGGUCCAUUUCUCUGCCUGCAAGAGCCGCAACCACCGGCCCCCAAAGGACAUAGCGCGCUGGCAUCGCUCAUCAGAAACCGCCCUGGUAUAUCACUACCAAACCCUUUAAACCCUUUUCGUGACGAGGAGGAGGCUCUUGCAGGUCUUGGGGUGGAACGGAGAUUAGUGGAUGAUGAAUCUCCCCGCCGGGAUGAGCGGCGCAUGAGCGCUGUUCUCAACGGACCUCAUAUGCGCAGCAUGCGCCUGAUCGGAAACAGCAACCCUCGAUAUCGGUGGGAAAGAUAUUGGAAGACGGAAGACGAGCUGGCGACCAUGAAAAAGUCCAUCCGUGAAUACUAUGAGCGUUGCAACUACCUUGUCCAGCAGUAUCUGUACAUUGAUAAACUUCUGGAUUCAUCCUUGCCUCAUGACCUACUCAAUGAAUACAACGACCUUCCGCCAUGGGCUUUCCGUGGAGGUUUGGAGGCUCCUGUUGCCACGCCGCCAACCAGCGGUGCCGCUGCAGAGCCCGCCCCAACAUUCUCCAAGACUCGUAAGGUCAAACGGACGCCCAAGGACAUCUACCGGCCAACCGAGACCACACCUCUCUUCUGUGGUGAUGGCAACGCCGUCGACGACGAGGACAGUGACCAAGUUGCUAGCCAGGAGACCCGGCCUGAGAUCCCAUGGCUCGAGGAUGAUGAUGUCGACAGCUCCGCCUCCAUCGUUACCUUGGCUAUUUACAUCAACUUUGCUGCCAACGCUAUCCUCCUAGUCGGCAAGCUCGCGGUAGUCUUGACCGUCCCAUCCGUCUCAGUAUUGGCAAGUUUGGUGGACGCGAUUUUGGAUUUCCUGUCGACUGCCAUUGUGUGGAUCACUACCUGGCUGAUCAGCCGACAGGAUCAAUAUCGAUAUCCCAUUGGGCGAAGAAGACUGGAGCCGAUUGGGGUGCUUGUCUUCUCCGUUAUCAUGAUCACGUCGUUUGCUCAGGUCGCCCUCGAGGCUAUCCAACGUCUCAUGUCAAAUGACCGGGAGGUUAUUGAACUUGGUGUACCGGCCAUAGCCAUCAUGUUGAGUACCGUCGUCAUCAAGGGCAUGUGUUGGCUCUGGUGCCGUCUCAUCAAGAACUCCAGUGUCCAGGCCUUGGCCUCGGAUGCCAGCACCGAUGUCAUCUUCAACGCCGGCUCAAUCGCUUUCCCAUUAAUUGGCUACUACUGUCAAAUCUGGUGGCUCGAUGCGCUUGGAGGCUUGCUACUCUCCCUGGUGGUCAUCUUCAACUGGUCUCAAACAUCCGGGGAGCACAUCAGACACCUGACCGGCUUUUCCGCCACUGCUGAUCAACGCAAUAUCUUGCUCUACUUGACGAUGCGAUUCGCGAAGACUAUCAAACAGAUCCAGGGCUUGCAAGCCUACCACUCGGGAGACAAGCUUAACGUUGAAGUUGACAUUGUUUUGGAUGCCAGCACGUCACUUAAGGACAGUCAUGAUUUGGCGUAAGUAUACAUUCUUCAAAUCCCUGCGCAUUGGUUAGAACAUGUCAUUUGAUGAAAAACGAGUUGACCUACGGGAUACAGUGAAAGCCUCCAAUACGUCAUAGAAUCUGUCCCAAUUGUCGAUAGAGCGUUUGUCCACGUCGACUAUGCUAGUUAUAACCUCCCCACUCAUAUGGAACAGCAACACAACAUAUAAGCUCGGCGCAGUGAGCAUGUUAGGCUCACCGGAGUUUACCGAGGUGCGCCUUGUGUUCUCAUCUCACACGUAGGCAAGCCCGGUUGAUUCAUUAUUGAGGUUGGAUGGUGCCACCAUACAAGGUCAGCGAGACUCCCGGCAUUGUCAGAGCCUCGGCUGGCCCGAGUCUUGACCAGUCCAGUUUUCUGGCUCGAGGAUGUUGGUACGUCUCGGAAGUUUGUAAAGAUCCAGGACCGCCGGUCGCGGGCUGUCAGAAAUCACAUACGUUAGCUUGGCAACCUUACCUCCGCACAAGGGCGGACUUACGCCUUCAGCAGGCGAUAGUCGACUGCUUCGAACGCUGGCUGGUUGAUCAGGUAACAAGGCUGUUCGAAAGAGAGGAAGUAACCAGCGUGCCUGGCUUACAAGAUGAUGGCUACACAUCAGGCACACCAAUGUUCAAGAAUCAAUACAAUCACGGUUCAAUUUUGGUGGGCAAAAUCAUCGGCCCUCAGCUCGAGUCGAGACCAAAUCAUGACCGGAGAUGGGCGAUGACGAAAGAAUAAAAAACUGUACAUUACGGAACUGUCGUGCAGGUACUAUAGAACUGGACGAGCAUUAUGUGGAAAUUGUAACAGAUGGCCUGAGGAG